Molecule: messenger RNA, 1392 nt
Organism: Scheffersomyces coipomensis
Lineage: Eukaryota; Fungi; Ascomycota; Pichiomycetes; Serinales; Debaryomycetaceae
Exons: 1
Coding region: 1-1392 (463 amino acids)
Biological process (GO): iron-sulfur cluster assembly
Cellular component (GO): mitochondrial matrix
Molecular function (GO): protein binding
Source: RefSeq, a predicted model, not a curated record
AUGAUACCAGGUCAUGGCUUAAGUCUAUUGUCGAAGACUAUCAUCAAGGUCGGUGGGAGAGAUGCUUCCAAGUUUUUAAAUGGUCUAGUGACAUCAAGGUUUUUACCUAAUGUGGUGAAGAAGAAACAACAUACCAUAAGUGAAAAUGAGAAUAGACAUGAAGAGCUUACUAAAAUCAUUAAUCCAGAGCAGAAUUGGGGGCUUAUGCAUGAAGAUAUAUACGAUCCAGAUAAUCAUAUCUCGAUUGGUAGAGAUGGGAUCAAUUCGAUGUUUCUUAACUCAAAGGGAAGAGUAGUGACAGAUUGUUUUAUUUAUGCAUAUCCAUUUCACAACCAUAAUGAUCUUAAUCCAAAAGAAUUUGAAAAGCCGAGAUACUUGAUUGAAACAGAUUCAAAGAAUAUAGAUGAAUUAAAAAGUUUAUUGAAGAUACAUAAGUUGAGUGCCAAAGUGAAGAUACGAAAAGAGGAACCAACCUAUUCUUAUUAUUACUAUCAUGAUAGUUAUGAAUUCGAUACAUUCUUGGAAGUGUUACAAAAUGAAUAUUUACAAGCUCCAGAUCCUGUAAAUGCAUUGAACAAUUCUAAUUCAUUUAUUAAAAGCGAAUUGUUAUUCAACAGUAAGAUUGCUGAUCGGAUUCUUGGGUUUUCCAUAGAUAAUAGGAUUCCAAACUUUGGGAUAAAGUUUGUGACUGACAAACCAAUAUCUGACAAAGAAGUUGACGAUGAUGCUGCUAUUCCUUUAAGUGAAGUCUUUUCUCCUAGCUUCAAACAACAAUUUCCUAUUAAUAUAACUACUGAGGAUGCCAUCACUCGAAGAAGAUUUGCUAAUGGAUUAUUUGAGACAAACGAUGCUACAUCAGGAACAUCAUUAUUGCCAUUCGAAAUCAACUUAGAUUUCACUAAUGGGUUAUCUUUGGAUAAAGGUUGUUAUGUGGGUCAAGAAUUAACUAUCAGAACCUACAAUAAUGGGGUCAUCAGAAAAAGAGUAGUACCAGUUCAAUUUUCCAAAUCAGAUCCAGAAAGCGUUGAACGAUUAAACAGUUCAGAAACGAUUAAUUUUGACGCUAAAGAUCCUGUUAUCGAAGAUAUCAAAUUUAUAAGUCAAUCGAAUGCCUUUAAGAUCGAUGUAACACCUUUGGAAGAAGAAAAACCCGAAAUAACCCAAGAAGAAACAACAACAACAGAUUCACCUUUUGCCAAAUCGAGUAACAUAACUCGUAGAAGAAAGAGUUCAAGUGGUAAGAUUCUAUCCAUAAAAGACAAUGUAGGAUUCAUCUUAAUCAACUUAUCAGAUCUUGAGAAAACUAAUAUGUUCAAGUUACAAUUACCAUGCUUACAACAUGGUGAAAAAGUCAUAGCCUUGAAAGCCUUCGUACCAGAUUGGUGGAUGUAA